This is a messenger RNA of Lineus longissimus, 1446 nucleotides long. RefSeq lists its product as uncharacterized. The transcript has a single exon. Lineage: Eukaryota; Metazoa; Nemertea; Pilidiophora; Heteronemertea; Lineidae. Bases 1 to 1446 code for a protein of 481 amino acids. The record is from RefSeq and is a predicted model, not a curated record.
AUGUAUCGCCGAGCCAUGGAGGACAAUAUCAGCAAAGGGUAUGCAGUCAUGCUGACAGAAGAAGAAGCUGCCACCAGUAACCAGAAGACAUGGUAUUUGCUACACCAUGGUGUGGAAAGCCCAAAUAAACCUGGUAGAAUCAGGGUGGUGUUUGACGCGGCGUCGUCGUUUGGAGGGACUUUGUUGAACCAGGAAUUACUGCAAGGGCCAGACAUUAAUAAUAGUCUUGUUGGUGUCUUGGCUAGAUUCCGGGAGAACCCCAUUGCCAUAGUCGCAGACAUCGAGGCGAUGUUUAUGCAAUUCAAGGUGCCUGCAGACGACGCUGAUGCCUUACGAUUCCUGUGGUCACAAGAUUCGGAAGCUGAACCAAAGACAUAUCGCAUGACACGCCAUAUCUUUGGGGCAACGGAUAGCCCCAGCAUAUGUACGUAUGGACUAAAAAGAUGUGCAUUGGAUAAUGAAGCUGAUUUCGAUCCAAUGGUUGCAGCCACAGUGCUCCGUAGUUUCUACAUGGAUGACUUGUAUAAGUCUACAGCAGCGUCAAUAGCAAUAAGGCUAGCACUCCAGCUAAUCGAAAUGUUAGAUAAGGCUCAUCUGACAUUGACAAAGUUUGUUUCAAACUCGUUGGAAGUUUUGAAGGCGAUACCUGAAUCGAGAAGAGCAACAGGGUGCAAGGAUCUUAUGAUUGGAUGUGACCUUCCUACAGAGCGAGCCUUAGGUAUAACCUGGGAUGUAGCAUCAGACACCUUAAGUGUUAAGGUAGCGGAGAUGAAUCAACCGAACACAAGGCGAGGAUGUCUCAGUGACGUGAGUUCCUUGUAUGACCCUCUGAAAAUGGUUGGACCGGUCACACUACCUGCCAAGCGAAUUCUUAAGAUGACAAGCAAACUUAACGUUGGAUGGGAUGAGCAGCUGCCGGACGUGUUGCUAAGUUCAUGGCUGAAGUGGAAAGUCAGUCUAAGGGGGCUAGGAGAACUUCGCAUCCCGAGAUGCUACUUUCCAGAAGAGACUCCAGUUAGCAUAGAGCUACACCACUUUGGAGACGCGUCUGAAGUAGGAUAUGGAACAGUCAGUUAUCUUCGCAAGGUGAAGGAUGAUGGAACAGCCCACUGCUCGUUCGUUAUGGCUAAAGGAAGGACAGCGCCAUCAGUCUUUGUGUCAGUUCCGAGACUGGAACUUCAAGCUGCCGUAGUUGCGUCAAGGGUGGAUAGACUUAUCCGGAGGGAGCUGGAUGUAGAAGUGGACAGAGUCGUAUUUUGGACAGACUCCAGAAUAACACUACAAUACAUAAGGAAUGAAUCCAUGAGGUUCAAAACCUACGUUGCCAACAGGGUAACAGAGAUUAGGGAUUCUAGCAGGCCGGAUCAGUGGAGGCACGUCCCGGGGAAGGAUAAUCCCGCUGACGAUAUCUCAAGAGGUCAGUCAGUUUUCAUGAAGUGUUCAUGA